Drosophila busckii is the source of this 666-nucleotide messenger RNA. RefSeq names its product midnolin homolog. The transcript has 2 exons. The record is from RefSeq and is a predicted model, not a curated record. Lineage: Eukaryota; Metazoa; Arthropoda; Insecta; Diptera; Drosophilidae. The coding region runs from base 1 to 666 and encodes 221 amino acids.
AUGGAGGAGCAGCAGCAGCAGCUGGAGCAGGAGACGCGUGGCCAAAGCAAGAAGCAGCGCAAGCAGCAGAAGAAGGCUGCCAAGAAGGCUAAGAAGCAAGCGAAGAAGCAGGCGAAGAAGCUAAAGAAGCAAGCCAAGCGUCAGCAGCAGCAGGAGCAGGGUGUGGAACCGCAGGGAAUGCGUUCGCGUUCGAGCAGCGUUAGCUCCAACUCGAGUAGCUCUAGUAGCUCCAGCAGCUCCAGUUCUAGUUCGAGCUCUAGCGAAAGUGACAGCCCUGCUCGACGCUGUGGACGCCGCAUGUUCGGUGGACAUCAUCGUGGACAUGGACAUCAUCGCGGAUAUGGACAUCAUGGUCCGCAUCAUCGCGGUCCGGCUCAUCAUCACGGUCCGCAUCAGCACCAUGGUCCGGCCCAUCAUUAUGGUCCGCUCCAUCAUCGCGGUGGCCAUCACCACUUUGCGCAUCCGCAUCAUCAUCAUGCUUGCGGGCCAGCUGCUUGGAUGGAGCGCGGACACAUGUGCGAUCCGGCGCAGUUUUUUCGGAGCGCGGGCGGCACACGAUUUCAGAGGAUCCAACUGCUGGACAUCACUGCCACGCCAACCCAGGGCUACGUCCCGGACACGGACACCGAUAUGUCCCAAGAUGUCAUCAGCAUGAGCAUCCAGUAG